Messenger RNA from Pseudogymnoascus verrucosus, 980 nucleotides. RefSeq names its product retention in endoplasmic reticulum protein 1 (gene RER1). The transcript has 4 exons. The coding region runs from base 152 to 724 and encodes 190 amino acids. Gene Ontology annotation, biological process: protein retention in ER lumen; retrograde vesicle-mediated transport, Golgi to endoplasmic reticulum. Gene Ontology annotation, cellular component: Golgi membrane. NCBI's taxonomy places the organism in Eukaryota, Fungi, Ascomycota, Leotiomycetes, Thelebolales, Thelebolaceae. The record is from RefSeq and is a predicted model, not a curated record.
UGGACGAGGGCAAGUGAAUAAUUUUGAUCGAGUCUCUUCUUUGCGCCAACCACAUUCUCUUGACGACCACGACGAUUGAGCGCCCCGCGAUACCUGCAGACUUUUGGGACUUUUUAAUAAACGAUUGUUAGCCAGAACACGAUACGAGAAGAUGGAUUCGAUGGAGCCGGAGCAGACCCCUUUUGGGGCAGUGUCGGAGCAGACGUCACGGCUUCAGCGCAUAUAUCAAACAUACCUCGACAAAUCGACCCCAUUUACGGCGUACAGAUGGCUCGGGACGGGAUCUCUCCUCGUCAUCUUCUUCCUCAGGAUAUUCCUCGAGCAGGGAUGGUACAUUGUUGCGUACUCUCUGGGAAUCUACCUCCUCAACCUCUUCCUCGCCUUCCUCCAGCCUAAAUUCGACCCAUCGAACGAGGCCAUAGACAAUGAGAUGGAGGACGGAGAGGCAGGUGGCCUACCAACCAAGCAGGGCGAUGAGUUCAAGCCCUUCAUCAGAAGGCUGCCCGAGUUCAAGUUCUGGCACUCCGCCACCAGGGCCAUCACCAUUGGCUUCGUCUGCACCUUUUUCUCGAUCUUCGACGUUCCGGUGUUCUGGCCAGUGUUGGUUAUCUACUGGUUCAUUCUAUUCACAUUGACGAUGAGGAGACAGAUCCAGCAUAUGAUCAAGUACCGCUAUGUGCCAUUCUCGUUCGGCAAGGCCAAGUACAACAAGAACAGCUCUUAGAUCAUCAUGGAAGCGGUUGGUGGAUGGUCUCUGCACGGAUCGACAAGAGUUGUGAGCUUCGCUGCUCGUGUAUCAUGUACUGGGUGACUUGAUUGGGGUGAACGGUCAGACUGAGGCCGUUUGUAUUGCACGGUAUCACCGUUAACGACACUUUACAUGGACUUUAUGGGUCACAUAGGGUCGGAGAACUGGCAUAGAAGGCAUGGGAUUGUCCCAGCCGGUAGAGUGUUAUUAUUAAUGGGAUUAAUGAAAAAGC